CUCGCACUCGAGGAGGAAGGGGCGAGGGAGGGGCGAUCGCCUGUCCAGCGUUGGGAAGGUUUCCGUCCGGAGCCGGAAGAGCCUUGGAGUGGCGGGGCUGAGCGGCAGGGCGCGGGCAGGGGCUGAGGGCUGGGUGUUGUCCCGGCGGGUGCAGAGCCGUGAGAUCUUCCAAGAUCUGGCUCUCCAAAGGGCAGGCGCACCGAGGCCCCGCAGGGCGCCGCUUUGUCAUUCUAAAUCUAACUGCCUUAAUUGCUAUUGAAGAUAAUUAAACAGUAAAUAGGAGCAUGGCAACAAAUCCUCCUGGACAAGGUUUUCAAAAUAAGAAUCGAGUAGCAAUCCUGGCAGAACUAGACAAGGAGAAAAGGAAAUUACUUAUGCAAAACCAAUCUUCAACAAAUCAUCCUGGAGCCAGCAUUGCCCUCUCCAGGCCCCCCCUUAAUAAGGAUUUUCGUGAUCAUGCUGAACAGCAGCAUAUUGCCGCGCAGCAGAAGGCUGCCUUACAGCAUGCUCAUGCACAUUCUUCGGGAUACUUCAUAACUCAGGACUCUGCAUUUGGAAAUCUCAUUCUUCCUGUUUUACCUCGGCUUGACCCAGAAUGAAGGAAAUAUUUGCAUUGGGGAAAAUCAGUUUGUAAAAUGAACUGCCAAAGUUACUGUCAUUCUGAUUCACUUUGUGCUAGAAAUGACUCACAUUUUUUGGGUGAGAUUUUGUAUUUCAUGCCUUGUUACAAGAAAGGCACUUUACAUCUAUGCAAGGUGAAAUGUACAUAAAUGGUGCAUGUUAUAUACAGUCUAUAACCAUUCUGUAAUGCACUUCGUUUAUUUAUACCAACAUGCCUAUUUGCUUUAAAUCUUUUUUUACUCUUAAGUAAGAUGAAGUAUACAAUGAGAACAGACUAGAAUAUAGAAAAACUAUAUAAGGUACUUAACUUUAAAGAAAUGCCGUUUUUCAUUCUAAACAAAUAGGGUUGGCCAGAGAAAACAUCCAUUCUUCUUGGUGUUUUAUUGGACUGUUAUUAGUGUACCCGCUGAAUGGUCCUGAAAUCUUUUAUGUGGCCUCAUCUCUGGUUUUCCUAGUCUCACUUUUAAUCCUAGAAGAGAGAAGUUAGUCUAAAUUACAAAUUAGUAUUAUGCAUUUUUUAGUAUUUCUUAAAUAUGAAUUUAUGUAAAUGAUGUUAACACAUGAUAUUAAAAGCUACUGUGACAAUAA
Phascolarctos cinereus (koala) is the source of this 1209-nucleotide messenger RNA. It is a transcript of the gene INIP, whose product is annotated as INTS3 and NABP interacting protein. NCBI's taxonomy places the organism in Eukaryota, Metazoa, Chordata, Mammalia, Diprotodontia, Phascolarctidae. Gene Ontology annotation, biological process: DNA repair. Gene Ontology annotation, cellular component: nucleoplasm; nucleus; SOSS complex. The record is from RefSeq and is a predicted model, not a curated record.